Mangifera indica (mango) is the source of this 660-nucleotide messenger RNA. Its product is annotated as mavicyanin-like. The transcript is spliced from 2 exons. NCBI's taxonomy places the organism in Eukaryota, Viridiplantae, Streptophyta, Magnoliopsida, Sapindales, Anacardiaceae. Bases 73 to 462 code for a protein of 129 amino acids. Gene Ontology annotation, molecular function: electron transfer activity. The record is from RefSeq and is a predicted model, not a curated record. Gene Ontology annotation, cellular component: plasma membrane.
AAAAAAAUUGACCAGUUUCAUAUCAAUAAACAUUUCUAAAUACUAUCACAUCUUCAAUUGGGGAAAAACAAAAUGCUCUCUCGAGCUUAUCAGUACUGCAAUAUGAUCAUGCUCUAUCUUGCUCUCGCGGCAUCUCUUAAUGUGCUCGAAGCUGGAGGAGCAACUCACAUCGUUGGCGGCAGUGAUGGCUGGGAUUCCUUCUCAAAUUCCCUCAACUGGAGUCGGGAAAAAGAAUUUCAUGUUGGUGAUGUUCUUGUAUUCAACUACAAGAACGACGCACACAAUGUAAUGCAGGUGAACUCAACUGCCUACAGGAAAUGCAUAAAAAACCCAUAUACAAGAUUGUUCAAUAGUGGCCAUGACUCCCUGGUUUUAUCAGAGGUUGGCAAAUUCUGGUACAUCUGUGCAGUGGCUGAUCACUGUGAAAAUGGGCAGAAGCUGGCCAUCAAGGUGGUACUUUAGGUAACAAGGAAAAUGGUGCCAGCUUUUAAGUCUCGGAAUAAAACAAUAUGAUAUCUUUAUAACAUGAAAGUAGAAUAAUAAAGACAAAGGUGAAGUUUCAUCUUUCGCCACAAAAAACUCCUCAUGUGUGAAGGAAUUAGAGACAAAAAACUCUAAAUCAUCUAUGUAUAUAUUAAAUAAAUAAGUAGAAUUGCUAUA